CCGGCUUCCAUCACGUAAGUUGGAUCUUCCACGACUCUGCUUUCUUAACCUCCACAUCCAGCAGCAUUUCCAAAUAUCAGUCCUCUUUAGGAAAAAACCUUGACGACCUACGAGGAAUUGCGUCACUUAUGAUGUAAUGGGAUUGGUUUGUAAAAGGAUUAUGAACCGACCUCCGGGUGUCCAAUAUCCUGUCUUGCUCUGGUCAAUAUUGUUUGUCGUUGUAGACGAGACAACAAGAAUCGUGACGACGUAAAUGUUCUUUGGCCGACAUGGAGUUUAGACGACGUGAUUAAUGUCAUCGGCAUAGUUUGGUAAUUCUUAAACUGUUGUAGAGAAAAGAUUUGAGGCAUCUGAUGCCCAUGGUUGAAUGCCAUUAGUUAUAAGGCUGUUGGUAUGUAGACAGGAAAUGAACUUCUGCUAAGACUGUACCAGGGAACCUAUUUAAUAUUUUCACUUGACCAAAUUCCUGCUGCUUUGGUGUAUGUCCUGAUGUCUCCAAUUAACGAAAAACGUUAGAGGGACAACUAACAAGUUGAUCAUUUUUAUUCUGAGGAAGACAGUACAGCCUGGCUAUCGUAUAAAGUAAAACGGGAAAAUUAUCUGUUGGAUUGGGCCGAAAAUGGAAAACAAUACGUUAACGUCGUGGACUGUCACACCUGAACGCUCUGUUGGGCAUCCUGUCAGCGGUUUCUCGUUAUCAGUUUUGGAAAAGAUCGCGAAGAUCUUGGAUUGUUCUCAAGAAGCUGUGCAAGAUACCCAAAACCUACAGAGAAACUUAAAAUCCCUCAGGGAGGAGAAGGAAUACUGGGAAAACUUUAUGGAUCUGGAGGAGUGGAACAGAGAAACAGUCGAUGAAGUCGAAAUAGCGUGGAAUAAAAGAUCUCAGGGUGACCAGUCAACGGAAUUACUAUCCUUGGAACAUCUUAGUGACAAAGGAACACUUGAACCUGACAAACCAUCUUCACGCACACGACCUCUUCGUCGUUCGCACACGGACCCCACAGACUUGCUUUGGGUAUUUCGUAGACGUGCAUCCUUGCUUGCACAUAGAGUUCAUCAAGACCUUGCUUCAUGUGAGAAUACGAAUGAAUACAAUGACCCCUAUCGAGAUGAGAACGUUGAAGAAAACUGCAAGGCCGUGACUGAGCAAGGAUUCAGUAAAGAUAUUCCUGACAAGACACAGUACCCGCGUUCGCAAGAUAACGAUCCAAAGGAGCCCGUCGUGAACGAAGAAAGGUUAAAAGAAUCCAGCAGUGACAGUGAGUCAAGGGACACUGCUUACGAAUGGACUAUUACGCCAAUAAAACAUCAUGAUCCUCUUCCACGGCGCAAGAUCUCGGCGCCUGCUUACCGUCCGGGUCGCACUCAGAUGGCAAUGCCUACAAAUCGUAGAGCAAGUGUGGCGGUGGCCCCCCGGCGUAUCAAUAGAAGAGGAAGUGAGGCACCAGCUCUUACCGUCAUUGCAAGACGACGAAAUUCGCAAGUGGCAUAUCCAGUGGGAUUGAGAAGAAAAUCAUCAAGAGCUGCCGGCGCAGAUAAUCAUCUUAGUAUUCAAGCAAAAGCCAAGCAUGAAUUGUUAGCCAACCUAGUCCUUCCAGCCUGCGUCGACCAACCUCCAAGAACGAGAGAAAGAAGAAACACUUUUACCUUCCAGGCAUCCAGUAUGCGAACCAAGAAAGACGAAAAGAGAUAUCAGGUUGCUAAAGAGAUCUUAGAGACAGAAAAGAAGUAUCUCUCUUGUUUAAGGACUCUUAAAGAGGUAUUUGAGGAACCAAUGAGAGAAAGCAAUUUAAUGUCUUCCAAAGAAAUUGAUGUGCUCUUUCCUGGAGAACUGGUGCAUAUCCUAACAAGUCACACUCAUUUUAUGAAAGAUUUAGAAGAACGACUUCAAAACUGGAAAUUACACGGCAUUGUUGGAGACAUUUUUACGAAGCUAAGCAGCUCUUAUCAUAUUGAUGUCUUACGAAUCUAUUCCAAUUACGUUAACAACUUCCCCAAGGCAAUAGGCGUAAUAAACAAAAGUUCAAGGGGAUCACACAAAUUUAGGAAAUUUUUACAGAGCUGCUCUUUAAACUCGGAAUGCGAAGGACUAGAUUUACCUGCUUUUCUCCUUACUCCAAUUCAAAGACUACCUCGAUACGUCCUUCUUCUCAGGCAACUUUCAAAGUACACAGAUGCAGGACAUCCUGACAGUUUUCACAUUGCAAACGCCUUGGAAACAAUGAAACAAAUGAUCAACAUUCUUAACGAUUCUAUCCAGAGCUCUUGUAAACUGGCAAACAACACGCAGAUUAAACGGAGCUUCAAGAGAAAGUCAUUGAGAAAAAAGGGGAAAGAACUUCCAAGGAGCAGGCACAAUUCACAAGACCACGAUAGAAUAUCUUUGGGAAAUAGCAGCGUGUCAACGAUAUCGAUGGUAUCCCCUAGGCCACUCACUACUUUUUCCCAAGAUACAACAGCUGCGAGAGAUACGCAACAAACUGUUACUUCAGAAGACAACAGCAAAUCUCCUGCACUGUGUCGUGUUCAUAGUGUGUCAGGCGGUGAAACGCCCCACGAGAGAGAGAUGUAUGAAGAGAUGGCCGCCAUUGAAGAAGAGGCGAUCGAGGAUGUAAAAGAUAUCAAGAAUCAAGGGCAAAAUGUUUUUCGAAUGGCAGCAGACAGUCUUAUGAGGAAUUGGCAGCGAAGGUCUAAGAAAUGGCGCAGAUCGACAGAGGAACCCUUCAAGCGCGAAAGUUUGAGUGAAACUGAUAGGACAGCAAAGGAAAACGAAAUAAACGAAAGUGGAAAUGAACAAAAUACGGCUGAUGAAGGCAGCUGCAAAAAUGAGGAUGAAAAUGCAAAUAUAAGGUCAGAUGAUAAAGAAUUUACAACGAGCCGAACACCACCGUGUAAUCCGUGUAGAAAAAAUGCCGUUGCAUCUCGUGCGAGGCCUCGUCCAGUUUCUCUAGGAUACUUGUCUAAUUAUCAAUUAAAAGAACACGACGAAAGAAUCAAGGGCAAGGUGUUAUCGGACCCUAGUUUAGCAAAGGAUGAUGAAUCACUUGAGUGUUCAAGAGAUGUGUGGAUACCAAGGAGCAAUACUCUCUCGCCCAAAAGGAGGCCAUCUGAAAAUUUUCGAAGGUCAGUUUGCUCUAGUGUGGUGUCAGGAGACUCCUCGCCCUCAACGGGAAGCAAAAAGAGCUUAUCGCGAAUUUCUCAAGAAAGUCUGGCAGAUUCUGGAGUUUCUGAAACGCCCGGGAGUUCACCAUCGAACACACUAAACAGCAGAACUCAUAAAAUCUUAAAAGAGAGAAGGGACAGACUUAGCAGUUCAUCGCUCACCAAUGUUUCUGGGACAAAUGAAUCUAAACAAAAACUCUCCCGGCUGAAUAGGAGGAGCUGGGGUGACUGGGUGUCCGCCGAGAUGGAAAAUACACCGGAUGAGGUGUCGGAAGAAAGAGAUGAUCAAGUUGACGAUGUCAACGUCAAAAAUAAACGCAGGUUUAAGGAUGUUAUGAAGCAAUUUUUCUCUUCCAAGAAAAAGAUCAAUCAAUUGUACUCUGGAGAAGCUAAUGCAAACACGCCAUGCUCAACAAAGAGACCCCACAGGUCACAGAGAUCAUCAGAUCCUUGCGCAAGAGUUUCCACAGUUUAACAUCAAAAGAUGAAAACAGCUGGCUCAGUGUUUGGCACUAGGUUCGACUUGAUAAUUAAUGGAUUUCAGUUUACUUUAAGAAACAAGCACGACCUCUCAAAAAGACUUCUAUUGUGGCAACUUGGAUUCAUUGUGUUCUCUCUCUCUCAACCAACUAUUGCUGAUUUAUAAAAUGAGCCUGAAAAAAUGUGACGGUUCAUGAACGCACUCUCCCUUGCGAAGGAACACUUUUCUCAUAUCUAACUUCAGGGGUUUUUCCGAGAGACUUAAGAGCUAGUGGCUGUUUUUUUAUUUUAUUUUACAUACAUUCCAACAUUUAAGUACAUCCACGAACA
Pocillopora verrucosa is the source of this 3972-nucleotide messenger RNA. RefSeq lists its product as uncharacterized. NCBI's taxonomy places the organism in Eukaryota, Metazoa, Cnidaria, Anthozoa, Scleractinia, Pocilloporidae. Gene Ontology annotation, cellular component: cytoplasm. Gene Ontology annotation, molecular function: guanyl-nucleotide exchange factor activity. Gene Ontology annotation, biological process: intracellular signal transduction. The record is from RefSeq and is a predicted model, not a curated record.